UCAAGCAGUCCAUUGAACACCCCGUAUCGUAUCAGCUCCUUGUUCAGGUAGGUACAGUAUAUAGGGUCCUUAGGGUCUCAGGCGGAUUCUCAAAGUCACAUCUCCCAGCAGGAGAACCAUGGAGGAGCUCCAGAGGAAACUGGACAAGAGGUAUGACAGCGAUCAGCUGUAUGACAGCAAACCCAGAAAGGUGAGGUUCAAGCUGGCUUCGUCGGUCAGCGGCAGGGUGCUGAAGCAUGUGUACGAGGAUGGCCAGGAGCUGGACAGCCCAGAGGAGAAAUACCCCCACAGCUUCCACAGCCACAAGAUGCCCAGACACCUGGAGAUGGAGCAGCUCUGUGGCUUCCAGGACAUGCAGGACCAGGGUCUGUACCCCCCUACCGGAUUGAUGGCCCAGAGGAUCAACGUCUACAGGGGGGGUGCUAACUACAGACCCUCUGCCCACAAUGAUACACCAGAGGGAGUCCCCAAUUCUUCAGUAUUGGACUUCGGAAAGAUAAUAAUCUACACCAGCAAUCUGCGGAUCAUCCGGGCCCCUCGGAGGGAAGAAGGGACGGGGCGACAUCCUCAGACCCCGGGGGGAGUGGACGAGUACUCACAGGGGCGUAACAGAGGGGGUAAGAGGAGGCCCAAAGCCCUCUGUGCUCAUGGGGAGGAGCAGAGCACACAUCCACAGGGCGGGGAGGAGCAGAGCACCAAUCGACAGGACGGGCAGGAUGCAGUGUCUGGCUGCCAGCAUUGUGGAGGUUCGGGCUGUGCCCCCUGCUCUCUAUGCCAUGGCAGCAAGCUGUCAAUGCUGGCCAACCGCUUCAAUGAGUCUAUCAGUGUGCUGCGAUGCCAGGCCUGCUACCCUGAUGGACUGGAGAGGUGCCAGUCCUGUACCAAAUAACACCAACCACUGGCUGUGUGUGAGCCCAUUGUCUCUCCUGAUGUAAUAGCACUGUAAUAUAAAAUGGUUAUGAUGGUUAUGGGAGCACUGCAUAUGUUUUGAAAGGAAUCAGAAUCCAAUUGUUGGAAGGGAAGGAGGCUACCAUACGUGCAGCUGGCUGAACCAUAGAGAACAAAGACACAUGAUAAGACAACAAAAUCACUCUGUUGGUGGUAGGUGGUGCAUCUGAGUCUCUGCAAAGAUAACAUGAACUACCAACUGGUUUCAUGAUGACUUAUCAUUUUAAUUAAAAUAAUGUAAAAUUAUUGCAUUUUAUCCACAAGGGAAGCUGUCCUAUCAUCCCCACAUUCACGAGAGAGAAAACCACUUUUAUCUCCCAUGUUAGGCCUAUAUAUAAGGCUAAUUGAUGCUUUCAUUUGGAGAGAGGGGAAGACUUUCAAUAAAUUAUGGAGAGGCUUUUGGGCAGCUCUGGAGGUAGAAAGAAAUGAAUUAGUGUUUUAUCUUCCUAAUGCUGAGGUAAUUGCUUCCAGAGUUGUCUUUGUGAGAAUGAAUAAAAUGGACACAUGCCUUAUU
This is a messenger RNA of Oncorhynchus nerka (sockeye salmon), 1462 nucleotides long. Its product is annotated as glutaredoxin domain-containing cysteine-rich protein 2. Bases 119 to 889 code for a protein of 256 amino acids. The record is from RefSeq and is a predicted model, not a curated record. Gene Ontology annotation, biological process: sensory perception of sound. The transcript has 3 exons. NCBI's taxonomy places the organism in Eukaryota, Metazoa, Chordata, Actinopteri, Salmoniformes, Salmonidae.